This is a messenger RNA of Balearica regulorum gibbericeps (East African grey crowned-crane), 674 nucleotides long. The record is from RefSeq and is a predicted model, not a curated record. NCBI's taxonomy places the organism in Eukaryota, Metazoa, Chordata, Aves, Gruiformes, Gruidae.
UUUAUUUUGCAGAUAGAAAGCUUAGACAAGAGUUUAGAAGACUUGUUGACCAGAGUGGAUGAAUUUGUGGGAAUGCUGGACAUGAUUCGAAGUGAUUCCUCUCAAGUUGUCAAUGAAAGUAUACCUCAAAUUUACACAAAAGCUACAGAAAUGAGGCACAUAUACAGGAAGAUUGACAAGCUAGAGGCUUUUGUGAAGAUGAUUGGAAAUAGUGUAGCUGGGCUGGAAGAACGGGUCAUAAAGGCAGAAACAGACCUUGGAGCCUUUCCAAGCACAUUCAAGAAAAUCUUGCACACAAUCAGCAUACCAUCAUUCCUUAAUAAAUCAUCUUCCUCACGACAACAACAGACCCUCUAUGAACCUCCAGUCCUCUUCAAGACUGAAGACUAUUUUCCAUGUCUUAAUGAAGCACCUCAUUGAUGAUUUUUGUGUUGGGAUUGACAUGAAUCAGCCAGAACAGAGACAGCCAAGUGAACAAAAGAAAUGCUAACCUCAAAAUAGCUGCAUUUCUGAACAUUAUUGAUGGCAUAUUGCCAUUCUGAUUCUCGUUGUCUUCCUUCAGGCAGUAUUUUCAGGUAAUCUUUGUUUGUGGACAUUAUUUCAAAAGUCUUCCUAAAACAGUAUAAAUUUUCAGAUUGUAUUGGGGAAGGAACUUCACAAUACUUCUGCAUUAG